AGCCUUCCGUUUCUGUAGCCUGCGUGGUUUCAUAUUGUAAGUACGGUUGUCGUAGAAGGCGAUAAGUGGUAAGGAUGCAGCGAGUGGCCAGCGGUUGUAGCUAGCCUAGACGUGUUCAUGAUGGGCCCAGCGGCUGCUGUGGUGCUGCUUUGGGCGUGCUUUGUGCAGCCGACGCCGGCGCAGCUGAUCAUCAACGUGCGCAACGCGGGAGGCGACCUGCUCCGCGAGCGGCUGCUAGCCAACACCAGCGACGAGACCAUCACACUCGAGUUCCAAAGGGCGGAUGGCACGCACGUUACGCAGCUCAUCGACUUCCGUGCGGAGGUGCAGGUGUUCCGGGUAGUGGUCUUGGCCGAGGAAGAGCAAGGUCACAGGGAACCUCAGGUGCUGUGCUUCCUCAUUCGCUUCAACCGCUUGGGCUUCAUCUCGGUUGAUGCCAUGUCCAAGUUGCGGCAGCGUAACCCUUUGGCUGAACGGGAACCUGAGGAUGACCGUGGCCGUGAGCUGGUGCAGCUGGACCUGAGUGUGGACUUGUCCCGUGCGGGCCUCAUUUCUCCGCAUGUGGCCACGUUGUGUGCCGACGCCCCCCAGGCGACCUUCGCUCGACAAGGGGACAUGCAGGCAUGGGCUGCUUCACCUGCACGCCAAGCGUCUGGCCAGGACCCACUUUUGCUGGCAACUGCUGUACGGCCGGCACCAGGAACAACGGAAGCAGCUGCGGGGCUGCGCUGUGGUGCCCUGUCUCACACGACGUCUGGCCCAUGUGGCUGUCAUUUGCAGCUGUGCGUUGCCUGGUUUCCAUGUGGCCUCAAGUGGUGCCGUGACGCACGCCGUGCUGCCUUCCGCUGCGGCAUUCGCUCGUGCCGCAAGUGCCGAGAAUUUCGCUUUCCCGUGACCGACCGCAUGCAGUGCCUCUGGGACGAUGCCUCUGCUUCCUGAUGGUUGCUGGCGUCGCUUGCCCACCAUAGGCGGCCUUAGGGACAAAGCUUUGGCAAGCACAGUCUCCAACAUUCCCAGCCUUAGUUGUGGCCGAGAUGCAGCUGGUAGAAUUCUACAGUCGACUCCCGUUAAUUCUAUGACUCAAUUCUACAGCUACAGCUGCUGUAGACCCUCCCUCAGCUCAAAAGGGUAUACAGUAGGCAUUGAGCAUGGCCAAAGCCCAGGUCAAUGCACAAGCACAGCAGUGUUGCAAGGUUCACUUGUUAUUUGCAAGGUUGUCACAAUGUCGACAUAAAGUCAUGACAAGUUUAGUACGAGAUACUACAUGUAUGAAGACAUUCCCUGAGGCAAGACGACUGUUUUUUUUAGACGUAUGAAUAGGCAUAUCUUUAUGUCUCUUACAAAGCCUGAAGUGAUGUGAAGAAAUAUGUGAAACUGAUCAAAACUUUGGUAAGCAGUUCUGCCAUCUGGAUUCUUUGCUAACACUCAUAACAUUUUAAAAUGAAAAGUGUUAAUGAACCAUGUUGCCAUUGUUCAGUGCUCUACAAAUGUCCUUUUGGUUAGCCAUGGUGCAACACUAAGCUCUUGCUCUGCCCCAAAAAGCUGUGAAAUAAGGAUAAUACAUUGCUAACAAUGUGUGCAAGAUGUCUCAACGUGAUUUUAUUUUUGUUGGCUUUGGUGCUUGUAGUGUACAUGUGAAGUGCAAGAGUUGUGGAAGCUACCAUACAUUCAAAGCAACUAAUCAUUUACAAAUCGCAACUGUGCUCGCGUUAGUGCACGCAUAAUUGUUACACUUACACUGUGUAGAGCAGAACACUUUUUUAUUAUUUUGUACAGUUCUUGUAAUUCGCCUGUAAGGCGAUGUUGCAGGCAACUCGUGGCAUGUCAUGAUCAAACACACAGUGCGUAGAGCUGGUGAUGUGCUAGCAUUUAUGAGAUUCGGAAAAAGGUCUGAAAUGAAUCCAAAGUGGCAAAUAGGGCAUUUUACAUUCAACAGUUUGUCAUAACCUACACAAGAACACAAAAAAAUUGCCGGUAUUUGGUCUAUUCGGCUGAGCAUUGGAGCUUUUGUUAAGCAGCAUGGCUAUGCAAUGAACCCAGACCAUGACAGGAAGUCUAGCAGUUUGUAUGAAUCACUGCGAGUCGACUGUAAGUUAGUUCGUAUGGAAACGGUUUAAUAUUUGGCUCCUUGAGUGGCUAGAGAAACAUACUUGCCUUUAAAGGGAUACUGAACAAAAUUUUCGCCGCCGAGAUAAAUGGCCCAAUUGAAAGAUUGGGUGCUGAAAUUUGUUGAAACAACCUUCAUUUCAGCCAGAGACAAGCAGAAAAUAAUGAAUUUAAUGCAUUUUUCGCAAAUUGGCGCGUCUAGCGGCCGCACCGCAAACUAGAGAGGAAGUGACGCAAAAUUCGGUGGAUACUGACUCGCCAACCGUGCUCGCUGCAAAAUCGCUUACCAAUCGACAUCGCAAGCCGCCACCCGCUGCCGCGCAUCUCUCUCAAAACGUGUUCUCACGGUCGGGAAGGUGUUCUUGAGAGGAGAGGUGGAGAAAGGGAAGUGGCAGGGCAGGAGAGAGCGUGCCGGUUGCCCCCCUCUUGCUGGAGCAUUCGACGUCACGGCCAUCGACAAGCGCACUGGUGUGCAGCCGCUGCGCUCUCACAAUCCACUAAAAAUACAGCCAACUGCUCGAAAUUACGUGAAAUAAACGCUGUUUAUAGGAACAGUCGUGUCGUCCGAGUCGAAUGCAAGUGUUUUCGUAGCUUUUUAAAUUUUUUGUUCAGUAUCCCUUUAAGCCAUGUGUGAUGCAGCUGGUGCAUGGAAAAGGUCUUGGGGCACAAGUAAGGUUCUGUGCUUUAAGACGAAUCUGACAGAAUUUGAAAAAGCAUUUACAUACUGUGUGCCUUCAUCAGGACAUAUUGAUAACUGUGGCUCCAAAGUCUGAUCCCAGAGCUAAUCGCUGCAAUAUAGAAUACUCAGCAAAAAUGCUGCUGUAUUUCAUGUACACUGAAGCAUGGCUUUGUGGAAGCUUGUCAAUGCUGUGCCUAUAAAAAUAUUAAUAUAUAAAUAAAAGACGUUCUCAGUGUUUGCUCCAGAAUAAUUUAGAAAAACUCAGAACCCUUGGUGUGAUUCAAGAAAAAGGCAAAUGACGAAGGGCGAAAAGAAAAGAGAAAAUGUCACAAUGUUGAGUUUUUCACUGAAAACUUUUGAUUACUUUUGGUGGAAGUGUAGAGUGAUGUGUGUGAGGAUUCAGUGUGCAGCAGACUUUUUUAUUUUUAAAUAGUUCUCUUUGCAAAUGCUGUCGUCUUGCAGUAUGGUCACAAAUGAUUUUUUCAGGUAAAAAGGGUGCUUCAAAGUGUCUGAAGAAUAUUGGGCAGUCUGUAAAGCAAAGUACAAGAGAAUGUCAUUCUUAGGGCUGUUUAAAUGGUGAAAUUUACGAAUCAGAAUACAAGAGUUGGAAUUCCAUUUACAUAAGUAGCUUAUCGAUGAGCGAAAGAUGCCAUGUCGCCCCAGUUCCUGGUUGUCUGAGGGUGCUCCUUAGUGGUCGUUGGACCAUAUUUGUAAGGGAAAAAAGCCAGAGAAAUCUGUUAUGAGUGAGUGGCACCUUUGCUGCAGCCGAAAGCCAACAUUGUCCACGUAGUCUUCCACACAAGUGCAUGAAAAUACUUGAUGCAACGCUAUUGUUGCAGUGAUCACGGGUCAGAACUUGCAUAAAUGGUGAGCAACUGCUUGUAGCAGUCCACAUAGGCACAGUUUAUUUGGCAGGCAGCGUCCAGUAUUCUUAUUAAUAACAUUUAUUCAGCCACAGUGAUAUAUGAAAUUCUGUAAUUCAGGUCAGUCGAUGCCCAUUACAACAGAUCAGCAUGCAACACGAUUUCCAAUAUAGCAGACCAUUCUUCUCACUUGGUUUGGUUAGCCUAUAAUAUCAAGCAAGAGAUUCCACUUUUAGUAAUCUAUCUGCUGCAGUGGAUGAUAUUUUUGGCAGAAUUUGUCUAAGUGAUGCAUCUACACCAUACCUUGUAGAUGUAUGGAUGUGGACGGUGUAGAUGCAUCGUCUACGCCAUACAGAUUCUUUCCAUUACUAAUGCAGCAUAGUGAAGCAACAGAUAUGCGAGAGCGCAAGUGCGUGUUUCGAAAAAGUCAUAAGAUUGCUUGCCAACAGAAAUUUCUAGCUUUUGCAUUUUGCCUUUGUUCAUUUGAUGCUGUUUAGAGCAGCCUGAAUAGUUGAGCAUGUCUGUAAUUCACUCGAUAUGGAAAGGUCACACAAAUAAGUCCCAAUGCGUAUGAUGGGGAAGUUUACUUUUUCCAGAGCUUAAGCUUGGUGCUAUCAUUUUUUUGUUUACACUUUUUGUGGCAGUGUACUGAGAGUUGUUUUAUCAUGAAAGGUAUCGUCACAGAAUUGUGUUGAUGGUGAGAAACUAUAUGCGUAGUUUGACUAAAGGAAAACGGGGAACAGAAUAUGAUGCAGUAAUGAAGCAAGAGAUGCUUCCCCAACUUGCACAUGAAGUACAAGCAGAAGAUAGUAGUAAGCAAAAUCUACUAGGAAUUGUCGUAGACAUAAAACAUCUUUGGAAAUUUCUGUACAAGGUAUGGUCGUUAUGUUUGACACUAUUUUGGAGCUUUUAUUUAUGGCAACGCUACUGAUGAAGAAAACAUUCACAUGCUGUUAGAUUUCUGGAAAAUUAAUUUUAUGGUAUCUUUCAGUAGGUGGAAUGCCGCUUCAACCACCAAUGUCACGUCUUGUUGAAUGUUUUCUAGGUCGUACAUUUAUUUAUACAUGUGUGCCUGUAAUGAUUUAUUUAACAGUGUUAAUUUAAAACUAUUUACACUGAUUUUCAUUCAACACAGUGUGAAUGCCUUUGUUAAUUUCCUACUAGGAUAGAGGAAAACGACAUACAGCCCACCUUUGCAUUUUUGCAUAUCAAAUGCUGCAUAGAUCAGUGUCAGCUAUACAUAACACUUCUGGCUGAAUCCUGCACAUUUCAUAGUGCAAGUAUUUUAACAUCAUAUCUGGGAGCAGAACUAAUGAGAAAGGCAUGUCUGCUAUUCCCGACAAAAAAAAAAAUAUGCAUUUCUCAGAAAAACAGUGAUGGUGCCAUCUGUUACUGUCACAAUAAAAGUACUCCAUCUGCUGUGCUUAGUUCUAACAAUUACAUAACAUCUCGAUGCUAUGCUGAAGUCUUCUGUAUGGCAAUGCCAUGGACGAUUUAUGUACACCUGUUUUGUUCUUAGCCGGAAGGUUCAUACAUGCCCAGCAUUCAUAUUCACACAACUCACAGCAUGUUUGCACUGCCUGAGGGUGAGGAGGGAGAGUAGCUGUGCUUUCUACUUACGUGGCUGUCGUGGCAUUAGAUUUGAGACAUAACCGAAAAUGCUAUUUGUGAAAGCAGUUGUUGCCAGCGCCUCAGUGCUUGUGUGUAGAGAAGUGUGAAAAGUUCUGCAGUUCAGUGAGCAUCGCUGGCAUUAUGUACAUCGCAGAAUGAAGGGCUUGAUUGCACUGCUGUUUCUGUGGCCAAAUGUGGUACUCUCUGCACAUUAGCGAUAUUGUCGUGCCAUGUGAGAGGUGCUCAGCCCUGAAGUCAGUACAAGUAGACAUGUACCUAUCAUAUCACCAUUCUUAAGACAGAAGUCUCGGAAUUGCAUGGAGUACACAGAAAAACAGAAAUGUGCCACAUUUUAUCCAUCUAGAAGAAAAACAGUGCUACUUAACGCACGGCUCUGUCAUCAUGUGUUUCUCUCGGAGAAGGAUCCAUACCAACGAGCUCUCAUUCAAACCCCUGUAAGCCUCAUUUUAUGUAAUGGUCCUUUAUGGCUAACACUUGAAAUGUGAAAAUUGCAACACGAUAUGAGCACUAUAGUUGCUCGCCUAAGGAGUGUGGCGAGGUAGCAUGUUCAACUCUGGCCAUGUGUUAGUGAAUUCCUGCAGAGGAACUGUAACAACUAUGGUUUCCUGCCACUUGUAGGCUUCUAAGUCAACAAAUGUGUGUUUGUACUUACAACAACAACAACAAAAAGUGACUUCUGUGUGUAGAUUCUUGCUCAGAAUUUGUAAGAUAUGACCGGUGUAAAGCUUGUGGGCCACAUGUGUGUGAGUGAUUGCCUGGAUCUAUGCUUUUCUCACUUAUAUUGAUAUCUCCUAAAUGCCACAACUCUGCAAUCUUACAAGUCUCACCGUGCCUUUGUUGUAAGUGUGCCGAAGUAAACACACUCCUGGUCUUAAAGUACCGCUGGCAUAACAGACACUUUGCCAGGUCUGUGAGGCUUGGUCCAGACUUCUAGGCAUUUGUCUCAUCGUAGACAUGAAGAUAUCUGCCCCUGGUGUUCAUUCCUCCGGCCACCACUCGCAGUGCACAAUAGUUUACUUGUUCAUAACACAGUUGAGUUUUUCCAUUGGCUAUGCAUGCAAGUGAAAACUCUGUGAUGAGAUAUUCAGCACUGUUUGAACUUUUUAUAUUACAGUGGCAAAGUAUCAUGAAUAUGAUGUGUCCUGGCACAACCUAUUUGCUACCUGUACAUGACAUUGUUUGAAGUGGGGUAUUCUGUGCAUGGUGGUUGUACAGGUGUAGUUAGCUCCAUGUGCUGAGCAACACACUGUUUCCAUUGUGCUCAUAUAUCUGCAUUUGGAGCACUACUGUAGCAUUUUACUCUUUAACAGCAAUGUUCCACAGUAUGUCUCUGACAUUGUAGUUGUUGUUGAGCUACAAGCUCAGUAUAGUUGAGAAUAGCCUAGUGCCAUGUGUUGAGAGCUCAGUAAAGCUGUCACCUUUAGUCUGUUCAAAUUAGUGUUGACCUAAGUUUGAUCUUUAAUAACUGUAUUAUUAUUAUUGACUAUUGAGACUUUGCUGGUCGGUUCUUCUCACUUGGUUUGAGCAGUUGAUACUCAAAUUCGUCGCGUGUUUAGAUAUUAGUUCUCUGUUAUAGCAGGUUUUGUUAAAAGGAAAGACUUGCACAAUUAUUUGUAGUAUACGUUAACCUUAUUUUUUUCAGACGUCUAUGAAUGUCUCUUUUCAUCUGCUCUUGGCCACACAAGCUACAAAUCUUUUAUACCGCUUGCACCAAGUAAGCAGGAUGUUCCAUGUAACUGAAAGCCUUGCUUGAAUUAACCAUUUAAAAAAAUGCACCACAAAUAUCGCAGAUCAACAAACAUUUUUACUGGUUUGGUAUGGUCAAAAUCAUAAGCCAUUCAAGUUUCGAUUAUAAGAAGUUGACUGUUACACAAGGGCAAUGCAUUUGUACAUGUACUUGCAAAGCGAUAUUUUGUGUCCUUGCAGAUAUAUGCCAGCUUAGACAUAACAUGGGUGUGUGUUGCUUAUUGUUUCAUGUGUUUGUGUACUGCUACACAUCUGGCAUUUCAUACAAAGUGUUGUUCUUCCCUGCAUGACUGGCUACAAGGAGUGUUGCAUGAGUAACAUAUGGCCUUGCUUUUGAGAGGUUUUUUAUGCACUGAUAUGCCUCAGUGCCCUUUUUUUUGGGGGCUGUUUCAAUUUAGGCAGCUCGCUACAGAAGGUGCAGCCCUGCCCAUUUUUGACAUACCACAUUGUCAAAGCAGCCAGUGCAGCUUGCUAUAAUUUAAAUUCCAGUGUUCAUACAUAGCUCGACUAAUUGUGAUGCUUGUGCAUUGCUCUUCAUUUUUGAGAACAUUUUGUAGGGGCCACUGCAAAUGCCUCAGCAUCUCUAGUCACAUGUAAUGUUUUCAUGUUAGCCACUCUUGCCACUGGACAAACUUAGGGAACCUAUACAAUGCAUGAUUAAAGUGAAGCUGGUAGGAAUGAUGUUGUAUUUAUAGCUUAUCAUUCGUUUGGUCUUAAAUUUAAUCCACUGUCUGUUGCUGAACAUUGUGAGUGCCAUAAUAUCUCGAGCCAUCGCUCAUGCUCUUUGUAAACACGGUCUGAAGAAUGGGAUGGCAGGCAGUCUCUACAUCUGCAAGCACAUAAUGCCUGUAGCCAAAGAAGAAGAUUCAGCGAGAGUAACCUGUAAUUGAUAUGACCUAAGCAAUGUCCAAGCAAACUUUUAUCUGAACUUCAUUCCCAUUGAAGCGCCCAAAGGAAGCACACCAUUCAAUGCGGAGAAAGUCCAAGCUUCUGAGCGUCCCUUAUUUCUGGAUGACUGCAACAGAAGUGCUUUCAUGAAGCCCACAUGUAGUGUCUGCAUAUUACGUCCUCUCAGGCUUACUUUUAAUGUUCCCACCAAUGGACAAGAAAAAAAUAUUAUAGGGCAUCAUAUAGAAUGCUACGGCAACCAUCUACUAACCAAGAUAUAUGCCACAGGCCACUUUAGUGUGGCAAAUAACGUGAAUUACAGGUACCAAUGAAGAGGUUCUCUACGUAGCUUCAAUGAAUUUCCCUGUAUCACUGCUUUGAAAUCAGUCUUGCAUCAGAAGGCCCUCGGUGUAACUAUUAACUGGUGCUCUUACAUGCAUCAAAUAGUAUGCUAUUUUCGAGACAGUGUGUUGACUAUACGAGGUGUAUAUCUGUUAGAAUUUAAUUUCCGUAACAGUGAAGGAUCUCCUGAACUGUUCUAGAUGUUCUUGCUGCAAAUUCCAAUUUUUCCUUUGCAAAGUUUGCAAGUUUGGGAUAUAAUGUAUAAAUUUGGACAUCAUAAGAACACUCAAUCAUGAUUAAUUCUGAACGGGUAAGGAAUGUGCAAGUGAGUUUACUAUGAAGUAAUGUAUACAACUGCUGCUUAAAUUUGUGCGAGUUGUAGCAGGGCAGUUGGUAGAUCAUCAAGCCUUUGUUACUCAUUGGGUAGACAAUGUAUCAGUGAAUUUUAUUAAAAAAAGUGUUGGGGUUGACUACAUGCGAUUUUACAGUAGAUUUGACCCUGAAACUGGUUGUAAUGGCAAUAAUUGCAUUAUUUUGUUAGCAGGAUUCUUGUUUUCAGCUUCAAAUAUACUGAAAAUAUUAGUUGCAGUGUCUUCUUUUAAUAUGCCCUUUUUUAACAAUUAAAAUGAAGAGAGAGUUGCUUGGGAGUAGAUUGCAUAUUGACUAUGUGGAGGUCACAAACUGUGUCACGAGCAGCUGGUACUAUAUCUGCAUCAUAAUGAAAGGGUGUUUUUUUUUUUUACUGUAGCUUUUAUACCCAAUUAUCUCCAGACCAGUUGGCCAUUUAUCACCCAUGGAUGCAAUUACUUCAAGAAGCUUGAGUGAUAAGAAGUCGUCACCUUUAGUGCCAUUGCAAGCCUGUAAGUUCAUGGUCAUUGUUAGCUGAACACUCGCUAGUGUUCUGCAAGCAGCCAAUUUUUUAGUAUUUUUUUUAUGUCCAUUGUGAAAUAGAGCAUGUCGCGAAGGCUUACUCACCUUUGAAUUUCACAAUUAUGCUGGUUUGCUCUGCUAUGUCAUUUUGAUGGGCCUGUGAAAUGCAUGUGUGUGUUUAAGCUAUCGCAAUCUACACUGGGUGUGAAUGUAUAAAGGUGUUCCUGUUUGCAUAUAACGAAAUGGUAAAAAUUUAUAGCAAGUCUGAAGUUUUCAACACUCAAUACUAGUAUAUUUUGUUGCACAUAGCUUAAUGAUGCAUGGUGUAUUUUAUUAGACCAUACAGAUUUUUCAUAAAAAGGCUAUGAAAGUAACAAAUCUGAUGUUUAUGCAGGGGAAUUCAUUCCUAGGCAAGAGGCACAUACUUUGGCACUAAUCAUUCGAGUUUUUAAACUCUUAACAAAAAUAGGUCAAUGAACUUUUUAUUAGCAUCUUAGAAACAAUCAUUUAUAUUGAAAAUUAGGAGGAAGUGACAUUUUAUUGCACCCAACCCUUUUUAUUUUCAGAGUUGUUUGAAGUAAGUUGAAUUUGAGUGUUCAGUCCAGGCAAUAUCUAAUCCAAGCACUUGAAUAGUGCAGAGGAGGCUGCUGCGUUAAAAAAGCACAGUGAAGUUUGAAACAAAACAUUGCGACCAGUCACGGCAGCAAAACUUGCCACAUUGGACUCUGCUACAUUGUGCUAUAUCAGCAUAUUUGCCACAAGAUGUCACCAUUCAAAAUUCGUCAUGGUCCCUUUUAUGCUGCCUACCUAGAGUAUUGCAAUUUUAAAAUGACUAUCUAAAGUUGGAUGCCAUCUGUUAUAUUUUUUAAAAGUGGGGGUGCAUUAAAAUUGUGACUGCCUCCAAAUUUACCACACAGACAACAACCAUCAAGACUAACAUAAAAGUUAAUUAAAUGAUUUUUGUUAACUAUUCCGAAAAUCUCAUUGCAUUACAGGCAAGGAAUGUCGGCCCUGUCUAGGAAUUUCUCUGUAAAAACACCUCAUUGACAACCCUCCAUCUUUUUAUUAAAAAUAAUCUAUAUUUAUUACAAAAGCACCUGGUAUAUGCUUUUUGAGGCCAGUGGUUUUUCCUCUAUCUUAAAUGAGGCAGUCUUGGGUUUGAAGGCACCACAGGUACUAAAUUACUAAUUGUAGCUACAAGCUUGCUAUGCUCUUGAGUCUGGUUUGAACAACAGUGAAUCCAUUGGUAAUAGUACUGUGUAAAUCUGUGCUACUUUGGGCUGUGAUGUGUUUUCGAUGGAAAAACUCCAUAAAAACGGAAGUGUGUUCUUGCAUAACUUGUGUAUUUACCAAAAUUUUCACAGCUGCUGUCUUGCUUUGUAGGCAGUUGGAUUGGUAAUUGCUACCUUUACAAGUUUUCUUGUACUUGUAGAUUUGAUGGCAUAGUGCCACUGGAGCAAGUAGCAUGAAUGAGUCAGUGUCUGUGCAUUGCUUGCUGUCCAAAUAUUGCUCUCUUCCUGCGAGGCAGAAUACAGUGCUAAAUUGAGAAGUGCACUUACAUUUACUUUUGACACAUUUUCCUCUUCAUGGACUGUGUCCAGAGUAAAUAAACUAUCUUUACGCUGACUGACUGACCUGUCAGCUGAAAGCAGCGGAAUUCUCACUGAGGCAAAUACUCUUCUCAGGUGGGUAGUGAAUUCCUUAUUGUAAGUGCAACCUUUUUGUUGUACCAGAUCCUUUGGGAUUAAAGCCCAGUUAGGUAGUCGCAUUUAACACUGCACCUAAAUAGGUCUGCAAGGGAAGUGCAUUAGUUUGCAGAAUGUGCUGUCAUGUGUAGAAGGGUUUUUUUUUUUCGGCAAGCCAUACUCAUGGCCAUCUUUCAUAUGUUAUAUGUAGAUUGCACAUAUUUUCACUGUUCACUUUUAAGCCACUUUGAGUGAUUAGACAUAACAUGGUUAAUCUUUUAGCAGUGUUAUCCUUUUUAAACUUGUUGACAACAGCUACCAACAAUGACAUAUUGCUGUCAGUGUAAUUUGCAGCCUGGCAAAUAUGAAUAUUAUUUGCUGGCUUGUGCACUGCUAAUGAUAUGGCUGUUAUUCCUUCCCUCCUCCUUUCUUUCUUUCACUGAUUGAGCUACUGCCAGUACGUGACUACUUUGUUGAAAAUUUGAAAGGAUUUGAAAAAGUGACCUUGUGUAGUUGCUUUUGUCAAAUUAAUCAUGCCUUUGGGAUUUCUGUUUGUUGUAUUUCAACAGCAGGAGGUGCUGAUACCCCUUAACUACACCAGUGAAUCAGAAAUUCUGGGCAUUGUUACUGCAUUUAACUGGUUGAGAUGGUUUUUUUUAAUGUUAUGUUAGCUUGUGUUCAAACUAACCAUGCCUUUAGGGAGGUAAAGACUAAAGACAUAAUAAAGGCAGCGAAACUGUGCAUGAAUUCAUUUCCUUGUUCAUUUGCUGUCAUAUUAGACCAGGGCAAGCACUCCUUGAACCUUUUCUAUGAUCUGGUCAGCAUGUAGAUAAUGGACUUUGCUGAAGCAUUCACCAUUCUGUUACAUGUUGCCUCUAUCUGUUGACGGGGCGAAUGUGAGGCAACAUUGUCUGACUAGCCCAAGUUACUGAACCCGACUAGGUGUACUGUGGUGUAUGAAAUACAUGUGUGUGUCUGUGCACAGCCAUAUACAAGAACAAAGUGCGUGGCCCUGGUGGCCCGUGUCGAUUGUUUUCAAAGUGUUCUGCCGUUGCUGCUGUCUCGGCACAAGGCAUCCACUUGUAUCAAGGUCUUCCCUCGGCACGUGGUGCCACGUGUGCAGCUGAUGCUGGAGUGCUCUCUUGCAUGCUCUGCCACUGUUGUUGCUAUUUUACAAAAUAAAGUUUCUUUUGUAUGCUAC
Molecule: messenger RNA, 12012 nt
Organism: Rhipicephalus sanguineus (brown dog tick)
Lineage: Eukaryota; Metazoa; Arthropoda; Arachnida; Ixodida; Ixodidae
Gene: oaf
Product: out at first protein
Exons: 4
Coding region: 118-939 (273 amino acids)
Source: RefSeq, a predicted model, not a curated record